This is a messenger RNA of Lasiodiplodia theobromae, 2073 nucleotides long. RefSeq names its product F-actin-capping protein subunit alpha. The coding region runs from base 1 to 2073 and encodes 690 amino acids. Gene Ontology annotation, cellular component: site of double-strand break. The record is from RefSeq and is a predicted model, not a curated record. NCBI's taxonomy places the organism in Eukaryota, Fungi, Ascomycota, Dothideomycetes, Botryosphaeriales, Botryosphaeriaceae. The transcript is spliced from 2 exons.
AUGGAAGCCGAAGGAAUCUCGCCCACGUCGAAGGCCAGCUCCAUGACGCAACCGUCGGUGCAAGCGAUGCUCGCAGGCUCCUUCAGCAGUCAAAGUGCGUCGAACGGCUCGGAAAAGCGCGAGCAGGCCGAGGGUGAGAAGGGUGGGCUCAGCUCUGCGUUCCAGGAUGAAAGAACGCCCUCCGCGUCGCCUUCCAAGAACCGGUCGCUCUCGGACUCGCAGGCCCCCAAGCUCUCGCCGUCACCCAAGAUCGUGUCGAAGCGCGCCUCCAAGGACGAUGCAACAAUCACCACCCCGCGCACGCCGCGACGACCGGACUUUUUAGCUCGUGGCCUGUCGCUGCAGAUGCCCCCGCGCGAUCCGAAUCUUGGACUCCAGACUCCCACCCAGUUCAGCCGCGUUCCUCUGUCGCCUCAGCUCGACGCGCGAGACACCUACGGCACCCCCGCCACCGUCCUGCCCCGGCAUUCCCGGGGCCUUGACUUUGCGCGCGCAUGUACGAAUCUGCACCACUCGACCCUGGCGGAGCAGUCGUCUCCUGACUCCUCGCCGACAAUCACCCAGAAGGGCAUGAUGAUUCCCCAGCGGAGGGGCAAUCUUACGUCCUUCGCUCUCGACUCCCCACACAACGACCACACCCGCUGGCCUGGCAUGCACCACGAAAAGAAUAGCGUCGUCUCAAGUUCGCUUGGUAGCGUCAACAUGCUAGGCUCCGACUCUUCCGACAGCGACUCCGACGAGGACGACCCUAUGGAUCCCGACGACAACGAUGACCCCAUGGUCAUGACGCCCCAUGUGCUUAAGCUCGACAAGAAUGCGGGCAAUCCUUUUGGCGCGCCGCCGAAUGUGGCAAGCCCUGGCGGCGUCUGGUCUGGAGGCUUUUCGCCGAGUGGUCCGAACUUUCUACAAAUACAAAGAAACAGGUUGAAGAAGGUGCGAAGCAGGAAGAGUUCGAGCAGCGCAAGCGGCCACAGCUCGAUCGCAAGCCCCGGCCCCGGCUCUCCGCCCGCAGGAAAGCCGUUCGACGGAACCAACGGUGGGUACUUUGCUCGCGAGGCCGUCAUGAGAAAAGCGGGGUCCCGGCGCGAGAGCUUGAGCAUGGUCGCCAACGACCUGACCAUCUCCUCCGGCAACGACAGCGGCGACGAGGCCGGCAUGCCGGCACCCACCACUCCCGGCGUCGUACGCCGCACCGUUGUCCGGCGCGGAAACCUUUUGCCCAAAUCCAGGCAAUUUGGUCGCAUUCGCGCAGAGCUCUUCGAAGAGAGCGCCCCGGUCGACAGCGAGGUCAAGCGCGAAGCCGAGAUCAUCCGCCAGGUCCGUGAGAGCGAUGCCACGUCCACGACCGGUCGCGAAGGAUCCAUCACCGCAAACUCUUCACCCAGUCUUCUCCCGGCAGUGCCAGGCCUGAACGACCUCGAGGACAUACCAGAGGAUACCGGCAUGGACAUGGAAGAAAUGGCCGCCGCCGCAGCUGCAGCUAAUGGAAAAGGCCUCUUCGGAGCCUUCAACUUGCAGCCGUGGAAGAGCGCCGAGAGGCCAUCUUGGAGCAUCCAGGAUGGCAGACACACCCCGCCGCCUCCCUUCUUGGGCCGCGGCAGCUCCUCUGCUAUCAGCGAUGAUAUCAACAUGGAUUCUCCGGUCGCUUCCAUGGCGCAGUACCGCCACAGGAUGUCUACCUCGGACGUCAACAAGGACGAUUUCUUGUCGCGGGGAUCAACGCCACAACCCAUGGUCCCUCCUACUGCCGCCGAGGGCCUGAAGAAGAAGCGCCGCAGGGAUGACGACUUCGACGUUAAUUCCAUAAAGCGACGGGCCGUAUCUCCUGGACUGAGCGUUACCAACAGCCCGGUGUUGUCACAGUCGCCGCAGCAGAGGGAGGGAAUGUGGGCCCCGAGCAAGACGAGUAGAGAAAGUUCGAUCGUCGGAACUAGUACUAACAACGGCCAUGGCGAGAGGUCCAACAGUGGAGGAAGUACAAUGAGCGUCACCCCGAGCUUAGGACCGAAGAGGGUCGGGCUGCAGGGUAUGACGGACACGAACGAUGGACUCAUGAAGAUGAGUAUCGAGUAG